ACUAUCACAACGUGUCGUGCUUUUAUUCGGUUCGGUCCGGUCUUCAAAAUCGUGCUCGUGUGAAACCAACAUUCGGUUGCCUUAUUCCUUUUCGAUGGCUUCGCUAAAUAUCUGCUCCCGUUCUGAUUCCAGCGUAGAAUGUAAUCAAGUUUUCGAAAUCGAGCAAUGUCUGUACAACUUAUCAGACGAUUUCACCCGGCAGACCAGUUUGAGCGAAGAGUCGUUUUCAACCAACUCCCCAGUUGCCGAAGAAGCCAUCAAUGGGAAGCCGCCCCGCGUCAUGCACAGUUUCGCGGAUAUCCUGAAGCAACCCCUGGCCGAAGACGUUUUGGACCAGUUGUGCUUCACUGAGGUGCUUCUCGUGUGCGACGGAAACAAAAACGUCCUUGGAGGUGCCGCUAUUAACGUCACCCUGAUAGCGGAAGAAGUGCUGGCCGCAUUUUCCAGCACGAGACUUUCAUUCCCUGGCCAGUCUGCGGCCGAAAGUGAGCUCAUGUCGUUUGCGGACAGAAGCUGUCGUCCGCUGCAGGAGAGAAAACGCGAAACAUUGCUUUCUGGGAACACCAGGCAGAGGCAGGAAAAACAAAUACAGCUCUACUUUGACGAGCAUCAGAACGUGAUGGCUUAUCGGCAGGAGUGUAACGGUUUGCACACUGAACGCUUCCAGGGAAUGCUACGGGUGCCGGAAUCGGGCAAUGCCGGAGAAGAACAACAACAGAUGAUGCUUCUGCCAGACGGUUUGCAGCUCCUGCUGCUCCGUUAUCUCGUACUGAUCAAUUUCGUUGGGGAAAUCUGCAGCCAAACAGUCGACAUCCAGGGCAGAGUUGGAAAUUGUGUACAUAAACUCACUGCUGCAGUUCCAAUAACGAGGCAAACGGGCGACAAAUUAUCCGAAAGUGUGAAAGAAAUUAGGAAAAUAAUUCAGUAUCCGGGCGGAUCUGAGUCAGAAGAAAGCAUUUCAUACUACUCUACAACAGGCCGCCUACUGAGGCAUGCUUGGACAAAUUCAAAAUACCUUCUCAUUUCCAACCCGCUGGGCGGCAUACCGCCUUCACCGGUGGUUGAGCUGGAACGGAAUGUGAAAGAGUACGUUCAAGCCUUGACCAAGCUGAUAAGGAAUCGCCUUUCAAUCAGCAGCCUAAUCGACGAUAUUGAAUGUUCGGUAAAAGAGGUACAUCAGCUUACAAACAUUGUAAAUCCUCUUUUGGCUGAUAUAAUAAAAGAUUUGUAAAAAUAAUAAUUCAUAUUUUGAAAAGUACAUUACAGAUUUGA
Molecule: messenger RNA, 1272 nt
Organism: Anopheles bellator
Lineage: Eukaryota; Metazoa; Arthropoda; Insecta; Diptera; Culicidae
Exons: 2
Coding region: 95-1231 (378 amino acids)
Source: RefSeq, a predicted model, not a curated record